Molecule: messenger RNA, 693 nt
Organism: Phalaenopsis equestris
Lineage: Eukaryota; Viridiplantae; Streptophyta; Magnoliopsida; Asparagales; Orchidaceae
Product: probable ascorbate-specific transmembrane electron transporter 1
Exons: 4
Coding region: 1-693 (230 amino acids)
Molecular function (GO): oxidoreductase activity
Source: RefSeq, a predicted model, not a curated record
AUGGCGGUAAGAAAGAAUGGAGCGAGUUUUCGAAUAUCAGCAACUCCGGCAAUUGUGGCGGCGCAACUGCUCGCCGUGGCUGCGAUAACUCUUAUGCUUGUGUGGGUGUUACACUUCAGAGGUGGCCUUUCGUUGAAAUCCAAAAACUUGGAGCGGCUACUGAAUGCGCACCAUGUCUUGAUGCUAUUUGGGCCUGUAAUAUGCAUUGGCCAAGUUUUAUUUCUAUGCGGGGAAUUAGCCAUCAUGGCAUUUAAGACGGUUCCUGGGAGAAGAAGGGUGAGGAAGAUGGUUCACAUGUUGCUGAACCUGCUGGGUCUGGUGCUGGGUGUUCUCGGCCUCUAUGCAAUUUUCACCGUCAUUAAGAAGGAUGGGACUUCACCUGAUCUACAUAGUUUGCAUUCCUGGGUUGGAUUCGGGACAAUGUGCCUGUAUGCUAUCCAGUUCCUACUCGGCUUCACUUUCUUCCUUUUUCCUGGAGCGACCAUGCCGAUGAGAGCAAAUAUGAGGCCAUGGCAUUUCUUCCUCGGUCUAGUAAUAUUCAUGCUGGCCAUAAUCAGCUCAGCCACAGGGAUCAUAAGAAGGUUUUGGUUCUUAAGGCUUCAACGAGGCAGCGAAGCACUUGUGCUUAAUUUCACAGGAAUAGCUAUUAUUCUCUUUGGCAUAACUGUGAUUCUAUCUGUCAUACUUCCAUAA